This is a messenger RNA of Penicillium maclennaniae, 771 nucleotides long. Its product is annotated as PSME3-interacting protein. Bases 1 to 771 code for a protein of 256 amino acids. The transcript is spliced from 3 exons. The record is from RefSeq and is a predicted model, not a curated record. Gene Ontology annotation, cellular component: nucleus. Lineage: Eukaryota; Fungi; Ascomycota; Eurotiomycetes; Eurotiales; Aspergillaceae.
AUGUCUUCGGGAUUCGUUUCAGCCGGGACCAACGAGCAGCCUGUUGAGCGUGACGAUGAGUGGCUACGCGCGCAGAAGGAAUUGGACGAGGAGCGGAGGCGCAAGGCGGAGAUAGGCAAGCAGACCGACGGGAAGAGUCUGUUCGAGGUGCUGGAGGCGAACAAGAGUGAGCCUCUCUUGUGGAUCCGGGGCGCCUACAAGCGCGCAGGGGUGAUUUUCUGGCGUCUAGUGGCCAAACAGGAAGCAUUUGAGGAAAAAACGCGUCUCAAGAAUCAAUUUCGCGCCCUGGACGAAGAUGAGUCCACUCGCGCUCAAGAGGCAGCCGUGAAGAAGGAGACGGCGGACCAGCUUGAACUUUUUCGCAAGCAGCGCGAAGAGGCGGAGAAGGCUAUGCUUGGUCCGGCCUCCUCGGAGGUGACACGCGCAGAGGAGGAAGAAUGGACAAUUCUCGCGCGUAAGAGACGGCGUGACAAGGGUAAAGACUUGCUGCUUCCCGGCAAGAAGCGCAAAGCUUCCAGUGCGGAGGGCAGUGUAAAGCCCGAUACGUCUAAAGAUGAGGAAUCGAGUCAAGGGAAAGGACCAGCUCCUGAAAAGACUUCUGCGCAGUCUACAAACACGACUACUUUAGACACAAGUACGACUCCCACGGUGGCUGGAAAUGCCACACACAGCUCAUCUACAAGCAAGCAACCAGAGGUCAAGGCACCGACUAAACCAGCAGCUGCAUCCCUUGGACUGGUCGCGUAUGGGUCGGAUUCAGACUCAGAUUAA